AUGUCAGGAGCUCCCACCACCGCCGCUUCCUCCGGAAACCACAGCCUCCUCCAUCUCCCGACCCCAACACUCGACGCGGAGUCUCAAUCCCUGUUGCAGUCAAUCUCCGCUCAAGGCGGUUACGCCUAUGCUCGCAUGGCGGCGCUAGCAGUCGCCGGCGACCAAAGCGCGGCGGAGGCGGCGCGUGAUAUGGCCUGGGAGCAGCUUCACUCCGGUCCUUGGCACUCUGUUCUCCCCGUCUGGCGCGACGCUUACUCGAUGGCGUGUCUCCACGUUGCAAAGUUCCAUUUCGCCGCUGGGGAGUUUGGGGAAGCUCUCGGUGCGCUUGAUAUGGGACUUAUCAUGGGAGGGAUGCUUCUCCGGAAAGACCUUCAUGAUUCUGUUCUCUUGGUCUCCUCUGAAGCUCGUAAGAAGGCCAAGAGUCUGGAAGCUUCUGGAGAUUUCCAGGGUGAGAAACUUGUCCCUGAAGUUCCCGUCGAUGUCAAUGAGGUGCUAAAGAUUCUACCUUUAAGGUCGUUGACUAGUGGAAGAGUGGAGAAGAGGUCUGAUUUAUCUUUGGAGGGGUUUCUACGUGAUUAUUUUCAGACAGGUACACCUGUUGUUAUAACCAAUUGUAUGGCUCAUUGGCCAGCUAGGACCAAGUGGAACCACUUUGACUAUCUCUCUUCUGUUGCUGGUAACCGUACCGUUCCUGUAGAGGUGGGGAAAAACUAUUUGUGUUCAGAUUGGAAGCAAGAGCUUGUGACGUUUUCCAAGUUCCUUGAACGGAUUCGGACCAAUAGAUCCACGGAACCUACUUAUCUUGCUCAGCAUCCUUUGUUUGAUCAGCCUGAUCAUCUCGCUGGAUUGAAGCCUGAUGUCUGA
Eruca vesicaria subsp. sativa (arugula) is the source of this 864-nucleotide messenger RNA. Lineage: Eukaryota; Viridiplantae; Streptophyta; Magnoliopsida; Brassicales; Brassicaceae. The record is from the annotation of a GenBank genome assembly.